This is a messenger RNA of Patiria miniata (bat star), 2897 nucleotides long. RefSeq lists its product as uncharacterized. Bases 89 to 2821 code for a protein of 910 amino acids. Lineage: Eukaryota; Metazoa; Echinodermata; Asteroidea; Valvatida; Asterinidae. The transcript has 21 exons. The record is from RefSeq and is a predicted model, not a curated record.
AUUUCGAAUGGCGCCCUCAACGUGGGUAGCAUAGCAACGUUACGCCGAAAGUUGACGAAAGUUCGUCUGUAAAGUUUUGUUUUUCAACAUGGGAGAUUCACCCCGUGCAGGUUCAUUUAGGAAUAACGGAUCAGAUGGUUCAGGGUCUGGGAAGAAGGUCAUGACCCUUGAUCCAUUGGGUGAGGAAGAUGGGGACUCUGAUAGUGAAAGUGAAGAUGAGCUUGCAGCAGCCAAGGCGGCCACCCAAGCAGAGACCAACAAGUUUGAGAUGCUGUGUGACGGAGUUCUCAACUCUAUUGCUCUGGUUCAGGCGGCACUGGCCGAGUUCCUAAAUCUGAAGGAUGAGUUGCUCCUGCAUGCCUUGCCUCCAUCCCUGAUGGCUAGACUCACUAUGAUAGCUGGAAGACUCUUCAGAAGCACCACCGAUCUGUACACACCCACAUCCGAGUUGGUACGGCUGGUCCGCGUAUACUCUGGCUCCUGGGAGGAGAAGAGUCUAGCCCUGAAGAAGCUUCACUCAGACUAUGAGAGCAAACACAAACAGCUGAAUAUUGCCAUCAGGAGAUUACAGCUGGCCGAUGCACAGGCCAAACGUAUCGAACAUGAGAAGCGCAUCAUGAACUGGGAGAAACUAUUUGCCAAACUGACCAGCAGUCGUGGCCAUGGCCGACGCUGGCGUUUCCUCAUCGAUAACUUCAAGCAGAAAUCCAAACUUGGUAUGGAGCAUCUGCAUGCCUACAUCGAUGACCUGGAUCGAGAGGAGGACUCAGAAAAUGAAGAAGAAGAAGAGAAGAAAGAGGAUUCCGUCAGUCACACUUCAGCCAAUGAGUUUGAUAUCAGCUCGUCUGAUGAGCUAGAAUUUACGGAGGAAGAUUCUGAAGAAGAAGAUGAGGAUGCAAGUACAGCAAGAGCAACAGCACAGACAGGUCACACCCAGCAAGACAUCGAUAGUGAUAUGGUCACACCCGCAAGCAAGAAAGUGAAAUUCCGGAGGAGGUCUAAGCAGGGGAUGAGCGCUGAGGAUGCAGAGAAAGGAGCCAAGUCAGAGGUGGCCCCUCCAGCUACGAUAGUGGAGCCUCAAACAGUCUACGUAGAGGUACCGGCACCCAAACCACCCUCCGCUGAUAAGGUUGUUUGGACACAUGAGCCGGAGUACGACUACACUCUCAACGUAAGGCUGUAUAAACCUGUGGGUCUGGACCACAAGGAACUCAAAUGCAGCGUCAAUUUUAAGAAGAAGUUCCUGAAGACAGAUGUGUUUGAAGACAAGAACGGAGGCAAUGGAAAAUCCCCCUUGAAAUCAGCAUUGAAACCGAAGUCCAUGAUUGGUUCCAAGGGAUCAUCAGCUGCCAGCAGAAAAGAUUCCAGCAGCAACGGAGGCAACGGCGACAAGAAAAACCCGCCCCCGGACACAAACUUUCACGACGUCGCAGUUCCCAUUGGCGACCAGCCCAUACGGCACGAUGCCGAACCUGAAAAACAAGUCCAGGAACCAGACGAGAAGGCAACCGACAAGUCGGACACAGACAUAGUGACCCCGGCCACCUCCAGCCAAUCACGGCCAAUCUCAUCAGCAGAGGAGCCAAUGAGAAUCGCCGUACAUUCUGGGACUCUGGAAGAUAUGGUUGCCAUGGGGACGGUCGGUAUGGAGGACCUCCAUAGUAUGGAUAUUGAAAUCGUUGAGGAGGAGGAGAAGUUGAAGGAGUUACGGCCAUCUUCCUUCCCACUGUACCCCAUCAGUAUCAGCCACAAGGACAGAAACAGUGCACCCAUACCCUGCGGUAACAUCCCAAUGGCGUUCUACUACACCAGGGUCCACCGACCAUUUGUGCAUGACAAAGAAACAGAAUCUGAAACAGUGACAGACAUCGUGCUGGACCUUACCGGGGUGGACCUUAGCAAGAUGAAGAAAGAGGACCUGUCGAUCAACAAGAUCUAUGAGGAGAGAUGCCUGUCUGCUCUCUCCAUCCUCUCCAGUGUGUCCUCAGAAAAACCGGAGAUGGUCCCAAGGGCUGAAGUAGACGUCCUGGUGGAGCAGCAUAAUCAGGAGCUUUCUCUUAUCCAGGAGGAAUAUGAGCAGAGACUGAAUGAGCUAGCUAAGAAUCUGGAGCAGCUGCAAAACGAUCAGCUCAACUCUCUGCUAAAUCCACAGAAAUCUUCCGAUGGUCACCGCCGCAAUAUGACUUCUCCCCUCGCUGGUUGGGCAACAGACAGUAGGAUCACCAAAUCAGCUAAGGAGCUCAGACCAGUCAAAAGUAGAAGUAAACGUCCAGCCAAUCUGCCUGAUUGGGGUAGUGACUUACCCAAAGACUUUUUUGAGCGUCUGAAGUUAUUCUCAGAGGAGAGUGAGAUUCGGCGGAGGCAGCUGAUCGAGAGAACUAAGAGUGACAUGGAGGAUCGUAUCGUCAAACAGCUAGCCGGCCAAUACAAGAUCAACCUACGGACAGACAGCAACGCGGACGCUAAUAAAGAGGUGUGUCUUCCAGCGAUCUUCAUGCCCACCAAGACGGGUCAGCUGUACAACCCUAGAGCUCAUUCCUACUUCCAUCCCACAGGAUCUUUAGGACAGUUGCGGCUCACCCAACCACCAUCCAUGUUCCAGUUGCCACCAUUACCAAACAAAAAUAGGGUCUCGGUGAUCAACCUGUUUGACAUCCGGAAGAACUUUGAGCAGCGAAUGGUGGGCGGAGCGGGAGGGGGCGGAGACUGGAUCCAGAGCGCCCGCAGCAGUCCAACCAAUAACCUGUCACAGCCUAACACCCCUCUACCGUCCAACAUGGGAGAGGCCAGCCCGGAGGCAGUUAGACCCGUCACUGAGUGAAUACAGGAAUGCGUUGUUGGGGUUAUGUCAAUGGAUGUCCCCAGACAAAUGUUUAGGAGGUGGGGGUAACCAGAAA